Messenger RNA from Porites evermanni, 7659 nucleotides. NCBI's taxonomy places the organism in Eukaryota, Metazoa, Cnidaria, Anthozoa, Scleractinia, Poritidae. The record is from the annotation of a GenBank genome assembly.
AUGGCGUCUGCUGCUGUGAGAAGUGGGUACUUGAUGGCAGAUUUCAAUUACUUCUUACUCCAAAUAGCCAAUGAAAUAAAAAGCGACGAAUUGGCGGAGAUGAAAUUUCUAUGCGAUUUACCGAGAGGAAAACUUGAACAAAUCACAAACCCAACGGAGCUCUUAAACAUCCUUAAAAGAAGCGAUAAAAUCAGACCGGGAGAAGUGAUGUAUUUAGUAACUCUGCUGGAAAGAGUAGGUCUCGUUAAGCUUGCUGGGGAAGUCAUGGAGCAAGGUAAGACGAGUAAAUUAUUAUUUACUUUGAAACGACGUUCGUUGCUCGAGGUGGUGUGGUCAUGAAAUGACUUGAAUGUGGAGUUCCUUUACCUUAUUUUAUGUUGUAAUGCUCGUUCUAUUGUAACCCUCGCCUGUUUUUUUCAGUUAGAAUACUUGAUCACUGCAAACUCAAUUCAAAAACUUAUCCCUCAGUCCCCAACUCUGUGAGCGCCAUGACCACUAAACGCACCGAAGCGGAAAUGAAAGCGAAACUGUGUACGCUCAUCCAUGCAUAGUCAGCAUAGUCAACCUUCUUCGCGGUGUCGCGGCCACUCUGAGGUACUUUUUUUGAGUACGGAACUCACUGUCGAGGACUACAAACGGGCCUUUGGGACUGCGGAAGUAGUCGUUUUUCAAACCCUAAGUUAAUAAUUUUUUGAGUAGAGGACCGUGGGACUACAGAUUAAGUCGCUUCACUCAUUCACUUAUAAUAUAAACUCCGAUAAUUCUUCUUCGACAAAAGGACUGUCGAUGGUUCAUCCGGGCUUAAUACUACCUCAAUAACACCUGUGUUCUCCCAACACAAGUAUCUCAAGCAUGACAUAUAUCUUUCGAGAACUGUUUCUUUUUAAUUUCCUCUUAUUCGUGUGAAUUGUACGCAUAAUUUAUGACAAGUCGAAGGCGAAGGGCAAUUUCCUUUUAGAGCACCAGUGACCUACACUGGGAAAACAAAAAGGUCUAUUAAAGGUUCAUACAGCUUCUUUUUCUAACGCCUGUUUCACGUUUUCAAUGCAACUGUUCAUUUUUUUUUUUGUUAAGUAGAAGGAAAGUAAAGGCGUAAACAGGCACACGACCACCGCUGGACCAUUGGAGGACUUGACUCAUCAACAUCCCUCCAAGCUAGCGUACCCUGCUUCGGUCCGAACAACUUCGUAAACGUUAAAACCAUGCUGAAAAGAAAACACUGCUAGCAGGAUAAGCUGGCAAGGUAUUCUAAAGUUCGGUUAUUUCUUAGCCCUGAUUGUUUUCUUGUAAAUACGUCUGCGUCGUGCCGGUAAUUUUAUAUGUCUUUUAUUGACGUUUUCCGGGAAGAGUAUCUACCGGUAGUUUCUCGUCCUGUUUCCGGACAAUCUUUGGAUUUGUUUUGCAACAUGCGUGUUGAUCACAGAACAAGAAACCUGAAAGUCUGAAACAACAUAUUGCACCAGUUGUAGUUUAUAAAUUCGUUAUGAGAGACUCUUUAUAGUUAACUGAGGUUUUUAAAAUGGUCAAUGUAUCUUGCUUGUCGAUCGUACAAAGAGUUUUGUUCACCUAAUUGCUGGUUUUUCGUGGACAACGUCUCUUUCGUUUCACAGUUACAGAGAAGCUAAGGGACCUUUUCCGGCGUGAAGUUCGUUUGGCGUGGGUCUGAAGAUUAUCAGUUUUGAUACCUCUUUGAGACGGUCUUUACCCCGAGGGGUCUUAACCUGGAGGAAAGUCGCCUCGGCUAACCACGUUAAGCGCCUAGGCUGCGUUUGAAGAGAGUAAACGCAUCCGUGUACAUGAGUAUUGGGGUAGGGACCAGUUACUCCGGAUUUUUAUGGAUUUAAUGAACUUUUUUAGUGGCAUAAAUUAACGCCAAUGACGUCAUGCAUAUCAUUAAGAUAGAAUGAUGUUAUAGGCUAUAACCCCGGUGUGCAGUUUGCAUUCCGAGUCCGCAGUCUGUGGUUAGACUGCAGUCUUCCGUCUACAUUUUGCAAAUGUAACACUGAAAUACAGUUUUUCUUUAGGAUCUUAUAGCGCCGACACAACACUUCCUCAUAAAGAAUCACAUUUUACAGGCAGAGAAGCAGAGGUGCAAGAAAUUGUUCAAAAACUUACCCAGGACCCGAAUCCUUCACGCAUCAUCAUUAUUGUUGGCAUCCCUGGGAUGGGUAAGACGGAAGUUGCCAUUCACGUCAGUCACUUACUUCAAGAGAAACACGAAAAGUCUGUUAUAUUCAUUGAACAAAAACAAAAGCUCUCAGAAGUCUGCAGCGAAAUCCUCCGUAAAAUUAAUCCUCUGGCUCCGAGACUCUCAGAGAGUCAUGAUAUGGUAUCGAUAGCGAAAAGGCGACUUAAAGAGCUUGAUGAGAAGAAAGUUAUUGUAUUAGACAAUGUAGAAGGUAUACAACAACAACAAGGAGAGCAAUUCGAAGACUUUUUAGAAUAUGUAGGAAGACACGCACCUCGUGUUCAGCUGAUCAUCACCACUCGAAUGGAUGUGGAUUUUCAUUCUCUGAGCGUACAUAAGGUGCUUCUAGACCGUCUGGACCCCGGUUCUUCUGCCAAAUUACUUCAGGACUCAGUUCCAGACCAAAAUGAACUGCACAUUAAGGAACUCGGCGAGCUUUGUGGGAUACCGCUGGUUCUUAUCCAAUUUGUAUGCUUAAUGAGAAACGGCUUCAGAGCGGAAACGUUGGUCAGACGUCUCAAAAUAAGUCCCAUCCAACUUCUGAAGAUCAAUGCAAAAAAAGCUUACAAUGAAUUGUGUACAUUCCUACUCUAUCUUCCAAAAACCAUAAAAGCAGACCUUGUUCGCCUUUCAAUUUUUCCAUUGGCGUUUUCCGUCGAAGACAUGACGGUUCUCUUUGGUGACCUAUCAGAGCCAGAGGAUGUUAAGGCCAAGAUGGUGGGGUACUCUCUUCUUCGAAGGAUAAACGAUACAAAGGUGGUUUUGCAUCCUUUGGUCCGCGAGUUCCUCAAAGCUGAGAGGAAACUUCUCAACAUGGAUGAUGUUGGUAAAGAAGCACAGAAAAAGUUUAAUCAGCAUUAUGUGGCACUGCUCGAAUCCUUAAGUAAACAAUUCAUCACCAAGCAGAAGUCGAAAGAAGCUAUUUCAACCUUUCGGGCAGAAAAAGCAAACAUCCUGGAAAUGUUCAAAAAUUUCCUGCACUCCGAAAUUGACCAGGAAGACACCGAGUUUUGCAUAGAUGUCGCUAACUCCACCAUGGUUUUAGAUUUCUUGGCCAAAGUCUUAUCUCCACCGUUUAAGUGUGUAAAACUGUAUGAAGACUGCUACCACAUUGCCAAAGCAUCUAAUGACAUGAGAAGACUUGCGGAUUGUCUAACUUCCUUGGGAUUUCUUGGCCUCUACAAAGAAGCUCACCGAGGGGUCAGCCAAGAUACUCUUGAGAAGUUUCAGCGGGCCUAUGAAAUCCGGCAGAAUUUGCCAAAGGAACAACAGCACUGUGAGACGCAUGCACACACCAUCUCCAAACUUGGGCUGUGUUACGCACUUCUGGUAAAAAUACGAAUAUAAUUAAGUUCUCUUUUUUAAGUGCCGUAAAAGUUUAAAAUAAUAUUACUUCCAUUACAUGACGUACAAGAGAAAAAAAUAUUUUGAUGCCAAUGGGACAAUACAAAAGGGGCCUUGAGGGGGUUUCUUCGAAGUACCCGCACCUUUUCGGAUACUUUGUAGUUUUAAAGGAGCUGUGUCACGAAAUUCAGCCAAAUUAGGUAAUUACAAAAUGCCCGUUAAAUUAAGAGAAACGUGAAAAUAACCGCUUAAAACAUUAAAGGAAGGUUAAAAUAACACAAGAGAUACAACAGAUGCCACGAAUGGUAAAAACUGAGGAAGAUUGAAACGGAUUGAAAUGAGGAUUUUUGAGGACUGUUCAGCCUAACAGUUUUUCAAAGUUGAUCUCUACUGUUUGCAACUUCAAAAAUAAUGCUCUGGAGACAUAUUUGUUUGUCUCGAAUCUCUGAUUUUGUCAUUUCCAUGUAAUUUCCUUGCUUGCUUUAAGUUCCGUAGCGAUUGAGGGCGAGUAAUUGGCAAAAUUAAACAAAAUGAACUGGACUGCUGUGACACAGCCCCUUAAACCAAAAUUAAAUCUCGAUGCUGCCACUUUGUAACAGUUCAUCAUAAGACAUCCGAAGAGAAAAACAGGCCAUGAUAAGCAUGUCGUAGCAUAUUAAAAGUAAAUGCCCGAUUGAAAUACUGGCCUUGGGGCAUUCCACGGGUAGGCUUUAUUUAUUUAUUAUUUAUUCCAAAAAGUAAUAACAAUAAAUUGUGCGCAGGAUCGCUGACUUUAUUUCGCAACAGAUUAAGGAUUUUUUAAAUAUUAAUUAAUACGACUGCAAAUAGUUUUAAUUAUGAUAUGCAAAUGAUGUUUUUAUUCUAGUUUUUAGGUUUUCGAUUUUUCUGUCUGUAUAUAAUGUUUUAGAUUCUAGAUUGUAACUUUUCAUCAUUUAUUAUGGGGAAUCCUUUAUAUAGGGUUGACCUCUAGAUAUCCCCUUUCGAGAGAUAUUUGUAACUUUAGUUUUUAUUUCUUGAAUAAAGUAUUGUAUUGUGUUGUAUUGAACAGCUUUCUAAGCAAAAAAGAAUAGUCCUUAGAUCCAAAAUAUCUGUAUGUUAAAAUGUUUUUUUGCUUGUUAUAGGGCAAAGGAGAACAAGGACGCGACCUAAUACAAAAGGGUAUUAAUCUGAGGAAGGAGCUUGGAGUGCCUCUGUAUGUCUCAGCAGGUUGUUGUGAUCUUGGAAGUGAGUACCUAAUUCAUUCACUUUCUCUGUGAAAACUUAACUUUCCAAUUUAAUUUGUAUUAAUAAAACCAUCAUGUCAUUACGAUGGCACUUUUUUUUCUGGCUCGAGCCAAUGAUUUAGGGUUAGUUCAAAUAAUCAGUAACGGUCAUGUUACUGUGUGCUGCAAAAAUGUGAUUAAUCUGUAUCCAUUUAUCCAGCUUUUGUGUCUAUAAAUGGAAGUUGUCGAGGUGCGGACGACUUGUAAAAUACAUAGACACUGGGCGAGUUAGGCAAUUCAGUGAACAUCUCGUUUUUCGGUGCGCUCAUAAAUGCCUAAAGUAGGAACAUUUUUAUGUAAGUAUAGUUUGGAGCUGACCAAACUAUAAGUCAGGCCCGGCCAGGGGUUUUGGGUAUACGGUAUCCCGGGCUAUUUCAAUUCAGGUAUAUGGUAUUUUUUGGUCAAAAUUCGGGUAUGAAGUAUUCAGUUUUUCCUGAAUUCUAGGUAUUCGGUAUAUGGUACAGUAAUUCAUUUCUCAGUUUUAUUAUCGCUCUAAUACUCACUAGAAAUAGUGUGGAUGCUCGAAAUUGUUACUGUUUGGCUUCCUAUCCCAGUCUCCCACCACCAACACCACCCACAAAUUCCACCCACACCACCUCCCGAAUCGCAAUCUCGUACCCAGGGCACACAGGGCUCGUUGAAAGUUUAGGGUAUCAAGGGCUCAACUUCCCAGACCCAAGGACAAGACGGAACACUAUCUUCUACUACACUGAACUUCGUGAAGAUGAUACUGGAAGGCCUCACUAGACUGAGGACAAAGGUGAUGGAACUCAGAUCAAUCCAGACUUCAUUCAACACUUAAACAUUGAAAGCCUUUUAACUCUCUUUGUUGAAAACUUCUUUUCCAGUAUGAGAGGGGGUAAUACGGACACUCCCAUGAUGCUCGACUUUUGCUUGCGCUUUCCCUGAUGUAUUAACGAAUUAUUAAAACGUGUCACAGGUACGAGCUACAGGUACUUUACAAAUCCAGUGGCCUCGUACUACCUUCAGCCUACUUUAGGUGAUGUUGAUAUAAACUUCUGUGACCUUGCAAAAUUACCGAAGCCUUUGUCUGGUUGCUUAUCCAAGAAGCAACUGGAUGAGAUCUGUCAGUGGGUACAGCAAUACAGUAAGAGUGUCGGGCAGGAUACCACAAGGAACUUUUCAACAAAAGACAAGCCAGGCACCCUACCAUUGCACCUCUACGAGUCUGCACCCCCGGAGCAACAUUCAGUUGACUUUGACGUGCUUCUCAAUGAAGACAUCCCCGUUCAACACCAAGAUACCAGCACAGCACGUAACAUUGUCAUCGCCCAGUCUACGUAUGUUGUAGUUUCCCGAAUAUACAAACCGCGUUCUGCUCCAAACAGCCCACUGUAUAUUACAAAACUAUUAGAGGAUGUGGUUGAUGACUAUGAUAGUGCUUGUCACGUAACAACUCUCUGUUACACCCAAGAUGUUGUCGAUCCUCUCCUAUUCACUACUUCGGGAGAAGAGCAUGUCAUCUCAAAAGAGGGCAUAAAGGGGUUGUGAGCAGCAUUACAGUUGUUGACAAUGAAACUGUUGAAAUAGAUGAGGGGGAGUAUUAUCUGCUCCUGGCCUUGGUGAACGGAUCCACUGACACCACCCUCUCCCAAUGAAGCUGAUGAAGAACCUUUUGCAGAGAGCGUUGAUGGACAAGGUGACGAGGAUUCGAUCACCAUGGACGCUGGCCGACCGCAAAGGAAGCGGAAGAGGAAAGUGAACCAGGAGUUUCUCUUUUAUUAAGAUCUGACUUGUUCAUUUUCAGGUAUUUAGUAUUCUGUUUCAAAAUAAUUUUAGGUAUUUGGUAUCACACAUUUUACGAUUUUGUUGAUAUAUUGGUAUCUUGGGGCCGAAAUAGAAGGUAUAUUGGUAUCCCACUACCCCCCCUGGCCGGGCCUGAUAAGUCUUUCGAACGCACUUGUGUUAAACACCAAUUAAAAUACAUUUCGACGCCUUAAACGAGCUUUUUUUUAAAACUUGUUUUAGACACCUAUAGAGCGUGCGGGGACCAUAAACAAGCAAUAGACAUCUGGAAAAGAGAAACUUUACCAGUCUAUAAAGAUGAGCUUGGUGACCACCCUUGGACAGCCUCGAUCCUGCGAUACAUAGCCAGUUCGUACAGGUGUCUUGCGGAAUCUGAAUCUGCAGAUUCUGGAAUAGCUGAUCAAGNACUUGUUCAUUUUCAGGUAUUUAGUAUUCUGUUUCAAAAUAAUUUUAGGUAUUUGGUAUCACACAUUUUACGAUUUUGUUGAUAUAUUGGUAUCUUGGGGCCGAAAUAGAAGGUAUAUUGGUAUCCCACUACCCCCCCUGGCCGGGCCUGAUAAGUCUUUCGAACGCACUUGUGUUAAACACCAAUUAAAAUACAUUUCGACGCCUUAAACGAGCUUUUUUUUAAAACUUGUUUUAGACACCUAUAGAGCGUGCGGGGACCAUAAACAAGCAAUAGACAUCUGGAAAAGAGAAACUUUACCAGUCUAUAAAGAUGAGCUUGGUGACCACCCUUGGACAGCCUCGAUCCUGCGAUACAUAGCCAGUUCGUACAGGUGUCUUGCGGAAUCUGAAUCUGCAGAUUCUGGAAUAGCUGAUCAAGCUGAAAUGUACAGCACAGAAGCUCUAGAAUUGCGAAUCAAGCUGCUAGGGGAACAUCAGGAUACCGCUCGAUCCCAUGUUGACCUUAGCGACAUCUUCUACAUUAAAAAAGAUUUCAAGUCAGCUAUGGAGCAGCUUGAAAAGGCCAUUAAAAUCCAGAAAGACGUUUUAGGCGAAGAACAUGAGACCACGAAGAAAACAGUAGAGCAAUUGAAGAAAGUACAGUCCAUGGUAGAAUGAAAGAUAUAGAGGAUAUUACAUGGCCGCGCGGAG